AUGGGAGGGCAGGGAGGGAUGGACAUGGCAGGGAGGGGUGUGGAGGAGGAGGAGGGGGAGAGUGCGGUGAGAGGGAGGAGCAAUUGGAUGGAGGAGACGGGGAAGAGCCGGGGGCAGAUGGAGGCGAGAGGCGUGACGUGUCUGUACGUGAAGCGGAGCAUCCGGCAGUUCGAGGAGAUCAGCUAUGAUGGCACCGGGCGCGGGUGUGCAGGGGGCGUGACGUGUCUGUACAUCAAGCGGGGAAUCCGGCAGUUUGAGGAGAUCAGCUACGAUGGCACCGUUAUUGUGCGGGCUGCAGGGAGCGAUGAUCCUUCGCCUCCCUUCCUACUUUCCCAUCCCCCCUUCCUUUCCCCAUCCCUCUCCCUUUCCCCAUCCCUCUCCUUUUCCCCAUCCCUCUCCCUUUCCCCGCCCCCCUCCUUUUCUCCACCCUCCUCCCAUUCCCCAACCUUCUCGCAGGUGUAUGGGGAUGUGAGUCCUGGGGCAGUGGUGCGAGCAGCAGGGGACGUCAUAGUUCUUGGCCGGCUGGCAGGAAAGGUGUAUGGGGAUGUGAGUCCAGGGGCAGUGGUGAGAGCAGCAGGGGACGUCAUAGUUCUCGGUCGGCUGGCAGGCAAGGUGCAUGCAGGGAGCGGUGGAAACCGGCGCAGUGUGGUGGUGGCGCUGUGCAUGGAGCCCAGUGUGGUGGCGAUUGCCACUGAGGUGGAGCAGGGCGCACAGGGGAAGGCGGCAGGGCUUCCCGAAGUGGCUUCUAUAGAUUCAUCCGGGCAUAUAUGCAUAGAGCCCGCCGGCCCCAACAGGCAGGUGCAGGUGAACGGCAAGGGGAGGGCGGAUCCAGUGAUGGCACAUCUGGCCAGCACUCACCUGAUGGACGUCUCUUGGAAUGUCGAGCCUCCACCAGCCGCUGCUGCUGCAGCGGGGAAGAAGCUCUCUCGGACGGCUGUGGCCUCGCUGGUCACGGGGGCGUACAUCUGUGUGGCUGGUGCCAUGGCUCUCGUGUUUCCCACCUUCACGUUUGUUUCUGUGCUCUCGUGGCAUCUGGCGCAGUUCCAGCCAUGGUUUUGCUUGUAA
Closterium sp. Naga37s-1 is the source of this 1065-nucleotide messenger RNA. Lineage: Eukaryota; Viridiplantae; Streptophyta; Zygnematophyceae; Desmidiales; Closteriaceae. The record is from the annotation of a GenBank genome assembly.